ACACAGCAUCAGAGUGAUGAGAGAGAGAGAGAGAGAGAGAGAGAGGAACCCACAAAAACCAAAACCAGAACCACCAAAGGAGGGGGAGAGGGCACAGUCCUUGUGUGCUUGAGGAGAGAAGCUGAAGGCUGAAGCAGAGCACAGAACCAGCCAAUCCCUCUCUCCUCUCUGUCUCUUUCCGUAUUGUCUCUCUGGGUCUCUCUCUGCGGGUCUGUCUGCGUGUGAAAAACAGUAAUUCUUGGAGAGAGAGAGAGAGAGAGGGGGGGAGGGGAAUUUAAAGGCCACCCGUUUGAUCGGAACCAUUUGAUCGGAACCCAUUUCUCGAGCCAGCUGAGGAGCACUUGUGCCACUUAGUGCCGUAUUUCUCUCUCUCUCUCUCUGUCUCUCUCUCUGCUGGGUCUGGUUUCUUGAAGAUCGUCCUUCGUGUCCGUACAAUGGAUGGGUACACUGGGGCCCACGAGGGCACGCGGUCGGAUCCUUCGCCGGAGUGGCCCGACGACUCGGGGGCCGAGACGGGCCUCGAAGGGCCUAUGUGGGAGCUGGAAGUGGGGGGCGGCGGCGAAUCCGACCCGGCUUACCCGGAGAGGCCCGAUGAAGCCGAUUGUAUCUACUACCUCAGGACUGGUUAUUGCGGGUACGGCGCGAGGUGUCGGUUCAAUCAUCCCCGUGAUCGGAGCCCGGUCAUAGGAGUGACAAGAGCUGGUGGAGCAGAGUUCCCAGAGCGAGCAGGCCAGCCGAUCUGCCAGUUCUAUAUGAGGACGGGUACGUGCAAGUUCGGUGCGUCCUGUAAGUACCACCAUCCCAGGCAUGGGGCUGGUUCCAGUAGUCCUGCACCGCUAAAUUACUAUGGUUACCCCUUUCGUCCGGGUGAAAAAGAGUGUUCCUACUACGUGAAAACUGGACAAUGCAAGUUCGGUGCAACAUGUAAAUUUCACCAUCCACAACCAGCGGGCAUACACGUUCAUACCCCAUCACCGCCACUUCAAGUUGCACCAGCACCUAUCCCUGUAGCUGCGCCUUCAUCGUAUCCAGCAGUGCAAUCACCAUCUGUCCCACCAUCGCAGCAGUACGGGUUAGUCAUGGCCAGGUCUCCUUUGGUUCCCUCAUAUGUUCAAGGCCCUUAUGGUCCUAUGCUGGUUUCUCCGAGCAUGGUUCCAUUUCCAAGCUGGAAUCCUUAUCAGGCACCUGUGAGUCCAUUAGCCUCUUCCAGUCCUCAAGCUGGUUCAGGAUCAAGUUCUGUUUAUGGGGUAACGCAGUUGUCUCCUUCUGCACCGGCUUUUCCAUGGCCUUAUCAACCUUCGCCUUCGUCUCUUGGCCCCUCAGUCAAUGGCCGGAGAGAGCAAUCAUUUCCAGAAAGACCCGGGCAACCUGAAUGCCAGCAUUACAUGAAAACAGGGGACUGUAAAUAUGGAUCGUCAUGUAAAUACCAUCAUCCACAGGACAUGAAUGCGUUGAAUGUAAAUAUUGUUCUUAGCCCCACUGGUCUGCCAAUUCGUCCGGGCGCACCUCCUUGCAUGCACUUUGCACGUGGAGAAUGCAAAUUUGGUCUUGCAUGCAAAUUUGAUCACUCGUUUGCGCCUCUCGGCUACAGUCCCUCGGCGUCUUCUCUCGGAGACAUGCCCAUCACUCCCUUCCCUGCUGGGUAUUCCUUCGGAAUGCUCGUUCCGUCAUACUCAUCUCCAGAGUCGAGGGCCGAAAUCAUCUUCGGACCCACAGAUGAUUCUCUGCCCACAAGAUCAUCUUCAAUGACGAGCAUGUCGGUUACAUCGGUUGGGUCAGCACGUCCAAGUAGUGGGCCUGCGCCCUCCCAAAUGCAUGAUCUGAGUUCCGCAAAUCCAGCUAGCUGCAACUCCAAAGAGGGUCAUAGCACUGGCUAAAAGAAUUGUAGCAGGACUUCUCUGGCUCCUCUCUUUGGCCGACCUUCCACGAAGUGAGAACCGUCACAAUUUUCUUAUGAGCAAUUCAUCAGAUAGGUGACAUUAUUUCUUUGUAGCUCUUAGGUCAUCUCUCUGCUCAUAGGGCCGUACCGUAGUCUAGGUUUUAAAUAAGACAUGGCCAACCUUCAAAGAUAAAGCAAAACCCAUCUAGUCAUCCACCUUCCCUUGCAAAUAACUGCGAAAAGCUUCUGCAGUCAAUAGCAUACCCACCCGGAUUCUACACGUGCUUGUUAUUUAUAUCCGAUUCUUUCCCCGAAAUGGGAAAUUCCGGUCCUUAGGCAUUCAUUGUGGGAAUUGAGUGUGUGCCUAUAAGCCUCACCACUGAGGCAACAAGCUUCAAAGUGAAACUCGAGAUACGCUUGAUCUUUCUAGUUUUCUCUGUUCGUCCUGGGUCCAUCUGUCGACCGAGGGCAUUGCUGCAAUGCAAAUUUCUGUAGAGAAAGAUGUAACCUUUUGGUUUUGUGCCAAUGAAGGAUAGACUUGAUCCUUUAUACUAUUUACAAUAUACUCAUACGAGGAAUACAAUCAAGCUUUGUGAUCACUUUAC
This is a messenger RNA of Rhodamnia argentea, 2484 nucleotides long. RefSeq names its product zinc finger CCCH domain-containing protein 58. The transcript is spliced from 7 exons. The record is from RefSeq and is a predicted model, not a curated record. The coding region runs from base 435 to 1877 and encodes 480 amino acids. Lineage: Eukaryota; Viridiplantae; Streptophyta; Magnoliopsida; Myrtales; Myrtaceae. Gene Ontology annotation, molecular function: mRNA binding; metal ion binding.